This is a messenger RNA of Ruditapes philippinarum (Manila clam), 394 nucleotides long. Its product is annotated as protein FRA10AC1-like. Gene Ontology annotation, molecular function: phosphatase activity. The record is from RefSeq and is a predicted model, not a curated record. Gene Ontology annotation, biological process: dephosphorylation. NCBI's taxonomy places the organism in Eukaryota, Metazoa, Mollusca, Bivalvia, Venerida, Veneridae.
AUUUCCUUUUAUUUAUACGUUUAAUUUCAUCUGAACUAGGACUGUAAUGCCCUACUCACCUAUUGCAGAAUGGACAAAUCCAAAAGUAAAGUGAAAGUAGAAUGGCUGACAAUUUUUCUAACCCAAAGAGAUUAGCUCAUCAAGCUGGAAGUUAUGAUUCUGAGUUUGAGUUUGACAGUGAAUCUGAGAGAAAAAGAAGGAAGUAUGAAGACCUUGCAAAAAAGGAAAAGAAGAAAAGCUCAAAGAAAGGUCACAAGCGAGAAUUAGAAGAUGAAUACAACAAAGAAGAAGGACGUAUAAUGAGGCACAGGAUAGUCAGUAUGAACGCUUUUGAUCGUCAUAAGUUACUGAUAAACAACUAUCUGACAUAUUACUGUGGCCAGAAUACAGAUUU